Molecule: messenger RNA, 599 nt
Organism: Haliotis rubra (blacklip abalone)
Lineage: Eukaryota; Metazoa; Mollusca; Gastropoda; Lepetellida; Haliotidae
Product: TNF receptor-associated factor 3-like
Biological process (GO): protein K63-linked ubiquitination; regulation of canonical NF-kappaB signal transduction; tumor necrosis factor-mediated signaling pathway
Cellular component (GO): plasma membrane signaling receptor complex
Molecular function (GO): protein binding
Source: RefSeq, a predicted model, not a curated record
AUGCCUUUACAACUCAACUGGCAGCACAUGACCGACAAAUUGGUAUCCAUGAUGUGCGAAUUGCAGAAAUGGAUCUGAGAUUUCAGAUUUUGGAAACUGCCAGCUAUGAUGGGGUCCUGCUGUGGAAGAUCCGAGACUACACGCCAAGCAAGCAGGAGGCUGUGAGUGGGAGAACCCUGUCACUCUACAGCCAGCCAUUCUACACCAGCAAGUAUGGAUACAAAAUGUGUGCGAGGGUCUACCUGAGCAGCGAUGGCAUGGGCAAAACAACACACGUGUCAUUGUUCUUUGUCAUCAUCGCGUGGCCGAGCAAUGACUCUCUCCUUCCCUGGCCGUUCCAGCAGAAGGUCACCCUCUACUUGCUGGACCGGAGUGGGCUGCGUCAUCUGAGCUGCGAUCAUUUCCACCCUGAUCCCAGUAGCAGCAGCUUCCGCAAGCCCCAGACCGAGAUGAACAUCGCAUCUGGGUGUCCUCUGUUUGUCAGCCAUUCUGUCCUGGAGAACCCGACAAACAACUACUUGAAAGAUGACACAAUCUUUAUCAAGAUUGCAGUUGAAACAGCAAAUUUACGUAUUGUUUGAAACAAGCAACAUGUCUCA